GGGUCUAAAUAAAGAAAAGCUGAGGGCCUAUUUGAGAUAAUGCUGAUGUUGUUGUGAAUGAAGAUAACUCGAGCAAACUGCUGUUUCACUAAUAUUUUUCCCCACAAUUUUUACAUUUUCUGGUCUUAAACUAUGAUUAUUCUCCCAUCAACCUCCCUUCAAUCUAAACCAUUUUUUCAAUAUAAUGUGGCAUCAUAUUGUCCUACACUCAAGUACUCAUUUUUCCUAAGAAAGCGAAUAUCAUACUACCAUCCGAGAUGUAGUUUAGAAGAACAAAAUAGUGAACAAAAUGCACUUGAAGUGCUCUCAGAAGAAAAAACACUGAGGAGAAUGGUGCUCUUCAUGUUAGUUACAUCUAGUUCUUUUCCAACUUUAUCUUCCUAUGGAAAGACAAAGAGUAAGAACCCAUAUGAUGAGAGACGCUUGUUGGAGCAGAACAAGCGGAGACAACAAGAAAACAAUGCUCCUGAAGACUUUCCAAGUUUUAUCAGAGAAGGUUUCGAGGUUAAGGUGGUGGCAUCUGACAAUUAUAUAAAGCGUGAUUCUGGACUUGUAUACCGAGAUUUUGAAGUCGGUAAAGGUGAUUGCCCAAAGGCUGGCCAGCAGGUCAUUUUCCAUUAUGUCGGCUAUAAUGAGACUGGUCGCCGUAUUGAUAGCACAUACUUGCAGGGAACUCCUGCCAAAAUCAGGAUGGGCACUAAGGGACUGGUGCCAGGAUUUGAGGAAGGAAUUAGUGACAUGAGACCCGGGGGAAAAAGAAGAAUAAUUAUUCCUCCAGAACUUGGACCACCGGUUGGACCUUCAACGUUCUUCAGCGCUAAGCAGUUUGAGGUUUUUGACGUGGAAUUGUUAAGCAUCAAAGAUUGUCAGAGGAGAACCAUAGGAUUUUAUUCCGAUGUCGUCUGCGACUGAGUAGGGAUGGUUCAGAGUUGCUUGUUGACAUUGGAUAUGAGUUGUCUCUAAAACUUUCAUUCAAGCCUUGGAUACAAUAGUGUAUUCUCCAUGUUGAAAUUUUUCACUUUGCUCCCAGCUUUUCUGGGGGAACUUAGAAAGAUCUUCAAUUGCAAAAUAUUAAAAGAAAUUAGGGUUAGAUAUUGUCAGAAAUAUAACAUACUAUGUUCUUUCCAGGGUUUAUUGUUGAGCAUUACUAUUUCUCAUAA
Molecule: messenger RNA, 1160 nt
Organism: Beta vulgaris subsp. vulgaris (sugar beet)
Lineage: Eukaryota; Viridiplantae; Streptophyta; Magnoliopsida; Caryophyllales; Amaranthaceae
Product: peptidyl-prolyl cis-trans isomerase FKBP20-2, chloroplastic
Exons: 7
Coding region: 133-912 (259 amino acids)
Molecular function (GO): peptidyl-prolyl cis-trans isomerase activity
Source: RefSeq, a predicted model, not a curated record